AUGGACAAGGAAGGAGGAACAAUUUCCAGACCGCCCCUACUGAUAGGGCCUGAGAACUAUGACUACUGGAAAUCUAAGAUGAUGGUUUUUCUUAAAUCCAUUGAUAGCAGAACAUGGAAAGCUGUAGAAAAUGGCUGGGAACCCCCAGUGGUCAUUGAUAAGGAUGGAAAGAAAACCAGUGAAAUCAAGCCUACAAAAGACUAUUCUAAAGACGAGGAUGACUUAGCUCUAGGAAACUCAAAAGCCUUAAAUGCCAUAUUCAAUGGGGUGGACAUCAACAUGUUCAGACUUGUCAAACGAUGCACUGUGGCUAAACAUGCGUGGGAGAUACUUAGGAAAGCACAUGAAGGAACCAGCAAGGUAAAGUUUGACAUGAAAGUGACAGCAAUUGAAGAAUCUCAAGAUCUGGUCAACAUUCAAGUGGAUGAACUAAUAGGCUCACUUCAAACCUAUGAGUUAGGCAUGAAUCAAAGAAAAGAAAAGAAAAAUAAAAGUUUAGCCUUUGCCUCCAACACUAGAGAAGAUGAAGAAUCAAAUUUGGAGAGUGAUGAAAGUUUGUCAGAAGCAAUGGUCUUGCUGGGAAGACAAUUCAACAGAAUCAUGAAAAGAAUGGACAAAAAGUCUAAGUUCAAUGUGCCAAGCAUCAAGCUCGACAUCAACAAACAGACCAAUGAUCAAAGAAGGGCUAGAAGUGAUGAGAAAACCAGUCAGUCAGAAGGGGUCCAGUGUCAAGAAUGUGAAGGAUAUGGACACAUCAAAGCUGAAUGUCCUACCUUUCUGAAGAGACAAAAGAAAAGUCUGGCUAUCACUUGGUCAGAUGAGGAUGACUCAGAGGAGGAAACUGAAAGUGGAUCUACAAAACAUGUCAAUGCGCUGACAGGUCUGUGUGAGUCUGAUGCUGAAUCAUGUGAUGAAACAUCUUAUGAGGAACUGCUUACCACCUAUAAGGAUCUGUUCAUCAGAAGCAAUGAAGUUUAUAAAGCGUUGGAAAAACAAAAGAAGGCGAAUUGUCAACUGCAGGCUGAGAAGAAUGAAUGUCUGGUAACAAUUGAUACUCUCAACAAAGAGAUUGAAAAACUAAAUGUUGACUUGGAGCAUGCUAGAAGACAAGUCAGAGUUUAUGGAUCAGGAGAAGAAAAAUUCCAAGCAAUGCUAUUGAAACAAAGUGCAGGAAAGAAACCAAUUGGCUUUGACUAUGAGAUUGUUGAUCAACAAAUGGGAUACAACAAAGCUACAAUCAGUACUCCCAUUGAGAAGACUUUUCCUGUCAGUGCUGGCUUUUUACCACCACAUCCUCCCACACACCAGGGAACUGACACUUGGUUAAAAUCCAAACCUAAGCCUCCUGCACAGACUGGAUCGAUGCCUCAACAUCCUCCUCCACAUCGGAAUAACUGGUCAAGAACUAAAUCUAGAAGAAGGAACUGGAGAUGUCACUAUUGUGGUAGGAAAGGGCACAUAAGGCCUUAUUGCUAUAAAUUGUAUGGUUACCCAAAGAAUUUCCGGUCACCUGCACCAAAGCCAGAAAAUGUGAAGACUAAGAAAGAGUGGAAAGAAAAAGAGAAUGAUGGAGAGAUAAAAGGAAUUGGGAAUCUAAUCAACAAUGGAUUGCCAAAUCUAGAUAAUGUUCUAUUGGUGAAAGGUCUUACAACUAAUCUAAUCAGCAUUAGCCAGUUGUGUGAUCAAGGCAUGAAAGUAAACUUCACAAAGUCAGAAUGUCUUGUUACAAAUGAAGAAGGAAGACUCUUGAUGAAGGGUGUGAUGUCAAAGGACAACUGCUACUUAUGGGUCUCUGAAGAAGAAAACCACUUGUCCACUUGUCUCUUAAGCAAAGAGGAUAAAGUGAAACUGUGGCAUAAAAAAAUGGGUCACUUACAUCUGAGAGGUUUGAAAAAGGUCAUAGCAGAAGAAACAAUCAAGGGAAAUCCAAAGCUCAAGAUUGAGGAAGGAACUAUAUGUGGUGAGUGCCAAAUAGGCAAGCAAACCAUGGUGGCACAUCCAAGGCUCCAACAUUCGGUUACGUCUAGAGCACUUGAACUAUUACACAUAGAUCUGAUGGCACCUAUGCAGACUGAAAAUCUUGGUGGUAAAAGAGAAAAGGAGGUUGUUAUUGUAAGAAUAAGAAGUGAUCGUGGGAAAGAAUUUGAGAAUGCAAAAUUCUUUGAUUCCUGUGCAUCAGAAGGUUCUAACAAUGAAUCUACUAAUCCUAAAUCAGAACCUGCCCGUGUCAACAAAGUCCCAUUUAUCAGGGAUUUAGCUGAAGAAAAUAUUGUGAAGCUUGAUCAUGUUGCUAUUGAAGAACAGGUGGCUGACAUAUUCAGUAAAGCAUUGGAUGUUGUUGAGUUUGAAAGGCUAAGGGGCAAAUUAAGAAUUUGCCUACAUAAGGAAUUGUAG
This is a messenger RNA of Trifolium pratense (red clover), 2394 nucleotides long. RefSeq lists its product as uncharacterized. Lineage: Eukaryota; Viridiplantae; Streptophyta; Magnoliopsida; Fabales; Fabaceae. Gene Ontology annotation, molecular function: nucleic acid binding; zinc ion binding. The coding region runs from base 1 to 2394 and encodes 797 amino acids. The record is from RefSeq and is a predicted model, not a curated record. The transcript is spliced from 5 exons.